AGGUAAACCCUUAAAUCCCAACCCAACCCUUUGUGCCUUUCCUCAUCUACAGAGAGACAGAGAGAGAGAGAGAGAGAGAGAGAGAACGAGCACAUUCUGAAGAGGUAACUAGAAGCGUUGGAACUGAGAGAAAAUCAGCUAUGGCAAGCGCAGACGUAGAGACCGUGGACUUCGAUUUUCAAGAAGACGAUCUCAUGGACGAGGAAGGAGCGGUCGACGCCGAGCCCUCGGCGUCCCCUAGGGCCCCACAACCCAAGCUCAAGUCCGCAAUCACCGGCGUCGGCGCGUCCGCCUCACCCGCCGCCCCUAAAAAGACUAAAGGUCGCGGAUUUCGUGAAGAUCUCAAUGCCGACCGCAACAACCGCCUCGCUGCCUCCGACUUCGACUCCCUAAACUCCUCAGACGGCCUCGAACCCCAACGAUCCGUUGAGGGAUGGAUUAUUCUGGUCACUGGGGUACAUGAGGAAGCCCAAGAGGAUCAUCUACAUAAUGCAUUUGGUGAAUUUGGAGAGAUAAAAAAUUUGCAUUUAAAUCUUGAUCGCCGCACUGGGUUUGUGAAGGGAUAUGCGCUGAUUGAAUAUGAGAGUUUUGAAGAGGCACAAGCUGCGAUAUCUGGAAUGAAUGAAGCUGCAUUACUUACACAGAUUCUUAAUGUUGAUUGGGCCUUCAGCAAUGGAUCCUUCCUUGAUGGAUCCAGGAAGAAGACCACAAGACCUCUACGAGAACGUCGUUCGAGGAGCCCCCCUAGGAGGAGAUACUAAUGUGGCAUGCAUAGUUCUGUCGUGAGGGGGCUUGGAUUUUGAACAGUGGGUUGGAUAUUUUAUCAUUGAGUUAGUAAAGAUUUGGGUUGAUGUGUGGAAUUCACUUAUUUUAUGGAUUCAUCUCAAUUUGCCCCGGAGCUCUCACCUUUUUUUCCCCUUAUUGUAUGCAUUCGAAGUGAUUUCCCAGUUUAGUCAUGGUUCUUAUUAACAUGAGUAUGUUUCUCUAGCGUGAUUACUUUAUCUGACUUUGAAGAUGCUGCUAAGACCAUAAUUUUUGUAAUUGUAAUGUAGAUUAACCUUAAUUUAUCUUUUCAAGGUUUUUUU
Prunus mume (Japanese apricot) is the source of this 1085-nucleotide messenger RNA. RefSeq names its product RNA-binding (RRM/RBD/RNP motifs) family protein (gene Y14). The record is from RefSeq and is a predicted model, not a curated record. Gene Ontology annotation, molecular function: mRNA binding. Gene Ontology annotation, cellular component: nucleus; cytoplasm. Lineage: Eukaryota; Viridiplantae; Streptophyta; Magnoliopsida; Rosales; Rosaceae. Gene Ontology annotation, biological process: RNA processing.